This is a messenger RNA of Gastrolobium bilobum, 618 nucleotides long. Its product is annotated as transcription factor MYB4-like. The coding region runs from base 1 to 618 and encodes 205 amino acids. The transcript is spliced from 3 exons. The record is from RefSeq and is a predicted model, not a curated record. NCBI's taxonomy places the organism in Eukaryota, Viridiplantae, Streptophyta, Magnoliopsida, Fabales, Fabaceae.
AUGGUGAGAACUCCUUGUUGUGAGAAGAAGGGACCUUGGACACCGGAAGAAGAUCAUGUAUUGAUUUCUCAUAUUCAACGAAAUGGCCAUGGAAACUGGCGGGCCCUUCCAAAACAAGCUGGUUUGUUAAGGUGUGGCAAGAGUUGUAGGCUUCGUUGGAUAAAUUACCUGAGGCCAGGUAUUAAACGUGGGAAAUUCAGCAAGGAAGAAGAAGAGACCAUCCUCACACUACAUGGAAUUCUUGGAAAUAGAUGGUCUGCUAUUGCGGCAAGAUUACCAGGACGAACGGAUAACGAAAUAAAGAAUUUUUGGCACACCCAUUUGAAGAAGAGGCUUGAGAGAAGUACUGAUCAAGAGGCACAAGCAAUAACUUGUAGUUCAGGGGCUUUAAUAAAUAUGCCACGGGUAGCGGUGGAUGCAUCAGGUGCUAUUACUUCUAGUGUUACCAAUGAUAGUUCGCCCUCAAGGAGAAAUCUACCUAUUGUGGGUCUAGGAAUUUACGGUGCAGUUUCUUCUGAUAUUUCAGGAGAAACAAAUGAGAUCCAUGAACAAAUGGAAUUUUGGUAUAAUCUAUUCAUCAAAACAGGACAAUCAUCCCAAGGGCAUGAAAUUAUAUAG